GCUUGUUUACAGAGACAACAGAUAAUUAAUUAUUAAGUGAUAUACGAAGGAUAUACUGAUCUGUGAUACUGCUUUAAAUAUGGAUAAUGGAACCUCACAAUUGUCUCAAUUCUUGUCAUUUACACUAAGUAAUGUGGAAGAAAUAGAAGAAAAAUUUUUCAACCACAACAGAUCUCUUGAUCUAAUCAAUCUUUACAAAAAAUAUAAAUCGAAAAUUGGAACAUAUGAGGUAAAAAAUAUGAAAAAAUUAUGGGAUUUGGUAGCAAGAGACAUAUCAAAUAUGCAUAAAGUGACAAUUGCAUCAAGCAAAUGUGAAAAUAGAUUUAAGGUGCUGGAUAGAAAUUAUAAAAAGUUUGUCGAUAAAAAUGCGAAAACAGGUAGAGGUCGUACAAACUUCGAAUUUGAAAAAGAAUUUGAAGAAAUUUAUGGUGGCAAAUCAAAUGUUCAUCCCCAGGUUCUUUUGUCUAGCGAAACCGAAGUUGUUUUACAUCUAGACGAAGAAAAUACACAUGAGGUUGAAAAUGAUCCACAAGCACCUUCAGAAACACUAGCGGACGGUUCUAGAAAUGCAGAAAAUAGGCCAAUUCUAACUGCAAAACGUAGGCGCACAAAAGUAGUAACCUCCACAUAUAAAAAACGAAACGAAAUAUUGACAGAUAUGAAGAACGAUUUAAAAACUUAUUAUAGUGAGAAAAUACAUAUUGAUAGAGAAAAAUUGGAAUUGGACAAAGAAAAACAUAAGGAGAAAGUAAAAAGAACUGAGCUUCUUAAGGAACACCUCGAACAAUUAAAAAUAUUCAACAUGAAUAGACAAUAA
Psylliodes chrysocephalus is the source of this 817-nucleotide messenger RNA. The record is from the annotation of a GenBank genome assembly. NCBI's taxonomy places the organism in Eukaryota, Metazoa, Arthropoda, Insecta, Coleoptera, Chrysomelidae.